AUGGAACGGCAGGCAACUGGUGAAGUUCGUCAAGUUUGCGCCAAGUAUACAGCUGAGCUGGAGGGACGAGUGCUCACCUGCGGGGAGAGGCAUCUGCAAGACAGGAUACUGGUAGUUCUGCGGGCGGUGCCGGACUGCGGGACAUCGGGAAGUGAAAGCGCACGCACGGGAUAUGUAGACGUACAGGACAAGGACACCAGGAGCGUGCAGGAGCUGCAGAGACGAGAGGGGCUGGGGGUAGACUGGUUGGCAGCGUUUGACGUUGAUUUGUCUGGGAUGGGGUUAGGGGAGAGGCAUAUGCAAGACAGGAAGCUCGUCGGUGUGCGGGCGGUGCCGCGCUGGGCGAUAUUCGCCAGGGAGCGCGUAUGCGUGUCAUCUGCAGGCGAACAGGGCGAGGGCAGAGCAAGGGUGCAGGAGUUGCAGAGAGUGCGUUAG
Messenger RNA from Eimeria mitis, 435 nucleotides. RefSeq lists its product as uncharacterized. The record is from RefSeq and is a predicted model, not a curated record. The coding region runs from base 1 to 435 and encodes 144 amino acids. Lineage: Eukaryota; Apicomplexa; Conoidasida; Eucoccidiorida; Eimeriidae. The transcript has 4 exons.